Messenger RNA from Phycodurus eques (leafy seadragon), 2331 nucleotides. RefSeq names its product bone morphogenetic protein/retinoic acid inducible neural-specific 3a, tandem duplicate 2 (gene brinp3a.2). NCBI's taxonomy places the organism in Eukaryota, Metazoa, Chordata, Actinopteri, Syngnathiformes, Syngnathidae. The record is from RefSeq and is a predicted model, not a curated record. The transcript is spliced from 8 exons. The coding region runs from base 1 to 2277 and encodes 758 amino acids. Gene Ontology annotation, biological process: negative regulation of mitotic cell cycle; positive regulation of neuron differentiation.
AUGGCUCUAUGGGCCAUCUUCAGCCUCAGCCUUCUCUGCUGGGUUUGUUUACGGUCUGUGGGAGCCGCAGCAACGGCUACACUGCCAAAUGACAAGCCCGGGGGCCCCUUGGACUGGCUCCUGUCCGACAAGGGGCCCUUCCACCACUCUCCGGAGUACAUCGAUUUUGUGGAGAAGAAUAGACAAGGCUUCUCAACCAGAUACAAGAUAUACAGGGAGUUCGGAAGAUGGAAGGUGAACAAUUUGGCAUCAGAAAGAAGAGAUUUCUCACAGUCUCCGUUACCUUUGACAUCAGAGUUCGUGAGGAAUAUUCAACUCCUUGGCCGCAGGCCCAGCACGCAGAUGAUCACUGAUAACCUGAUCAAGAAAUAUGGUACUCACUUCCUAUUGUCAGCUACACUUGGAGGGGAAGAAGCCUUAACUAUAUUUGUUGACAAAAGAAAACUCAGUAAGAAAGGAGAGGUGAGCGAUUACUCGAGUAAUUCAUCGACUGUCACUCUGGAAGCUCUGCACCAGCUGGCCGCCUCCUACUUCAUUGACAGGGAGAGCACUCUGCGCAAACUGCAUCACAUCCAGAUCGCCUCCACUGCCAUCAAGGUGACCGAAACUCGCACUGGCCCCCUUGGAUGCAGUAACUAUGACAACCUUGACUCUGUUAGCUCAGUACUGGUUCAGAGCCCUGAAAACAAGGUCCAGCUGCAAGGUUUGCAAAUCAUCCUUCCAGACUACUUGAGAGAAGGUUUUGUGCAAGCGGCUCUAAGCUACAUCGCCUGUAAUGGAGAAGGGGAGUUUCUCUGCAAGGAUAAUGACUGCUGGUGCAGCUGUGACGCCAAGUUCCCACAAUGCAACUGUCCAUAUAUGGACAUUCAAGCCAUGGAGGAGAGUCUGGAGAGAAUCACAGAAACAUGGGGGCAUCUUCACAAAGAUUUUGAAGAAUCAGAUGAAUUCAAAGCCUUCUAUGCGAGGCUACCCCAAAACCAUUUCCUGAAUAUGUCCACCAUCCAACACUUGUGGUCACUCGACACCUUGUUCAAUGGGCGAUAUGAGCAGCUGGAGAACAACAUGCGUGUCCUAGCCAAGCGUGCAGAGAGAGUCAUCUUCAAACUCUUCAGUUUAAGUAAAAGAUGUCACCGACAGCCGCAAGUCCGCUUACCGAGAGAGAGGUCUCAGUCCUACUGGCUGAGUCAUUUCCAGUCUCGCUUGUAUUGUUCAGAGAACAACCAGCUUGGUGCAUUCUCUGAGGCACUCCACAGCUGCAGCUGUCGAUAUGAACACAUCCCCUGUCAGCUCCCUCCACCCUGCUCUAUUGGCGAAGACUCCGCUUGUGCAGAGUGUGCACUAGACAACCACACCCGAUGUGGGGGCUGCAACCAAGGCUUCACCCUGAUACAGGGGAUCUGUAAACCAAUGGUGGCAGAUUCCACAGAAAACUACCUUGGGUUUGAGACAGACCUCCAAGAUUUGGAACUCGGCUACCUUCUACAGAGAGCUGAUCGUAGGCUCGAGGUUCAUGCAAUUUUCAUCAGCAAUGACAUGCGUCUUAAUAGCUGGUUUGAUCCCUCAUGGAGAAAGAGAAUGCUGCUGACGCUGAAAAGUAAUAAGUACAAGUCCAACAUGGUGCACAUGCUGCUAGGAAUCUCUCUUCAGGUUUGCCAUACAAAGAACAGCACACUGGAGCCUGCUCUUACACUCUACAUCAAUCCUUUCGGUGGUAGCCAUUCAGAGAGCUGGUACAUUCCCGUCAAUGAAAACAAUUUUCCUGACUGGCAGGCAACAAAGCUAGACCUGCCCUUUGAGUGUUACAAUUGGACACUGACUCUUGGUAACAAGUGGAAGACAUUCUUCGAAACAAUCCAUGUCUACCUGCGGAGCAGGAUAAUGACACAAAAUGGAGUGAAUGAGAGUGUAUAUUAUGAACCUUUAGAGAUGUCAGAUCCUGGACGUAAUCUGGGCUACAUGAAAAUCAACAGCAUCCAGGUGUUUGGUUACAGUAUGCACUUUGACCCAGAGGCUAUACGUGACUUGAUUCUGCAACUGGACUACCCUUAUACCCAAGGUUCCCAGGACACAGCUAUGCUGCAGCUCUUGGAAAUACGUGACCGGGUAAACCGGCUAUCGCCUCAAGGUCAACCGAGGUUGGACUUGUUUGCCUGUCUUCUCCGACACCGACUUAAACAGACUACCAGUGAAGUAGCUCGCAUUCAUGCCUCCUUGGAGGCCUUCAGCUCCCGUCUGCCCAAUUCAGUGGAUUAUGAAACCACUAAGCUUUGCAGUUAACAGCUGCUUGGCAAGGUCUCACUUUGAAACUGUCACAUGAAUAUUAUCUGGACU